ACGAGUCCUUCAAAGGAAACAGCCCUUCCUUUGAAUCUACCGAGAGAAAUACUUUCUCUCAAAGUGUCUAAGAACACGAAUACACUCAAGAACGAGGCUCUCUUAUAGAGUAGAUUAUGAGUAAACUAAGUACGCUCAAGAACAACUCAACCUUCACACAAAAUGGCUCUAGAAAGCUAUGGAAAAUGAUGAUAUUUGAAUGCAAUGAAAUAAGAAGAGAAAAGAAGAGUCUAGGCAUCGGCGUCCUCGUCGUCCUCGACGUCCAUGGGAUCGUCGUCGACCGCAUCUUCAAAGUCGGCUUCGUCGGGGGAGGAGGACGGAGCAUAGGAGUUAUCCUCUUCGUCCUCGCCUUCAUAGUUUUUGCCAAGGAAGGUGGUGUCAAAGGGCGGCGGGACGUAGUUGAUGCCGCGGAAGAACGCCGUCAUGUCGUGAGUAUCGGCUAUGGAUUGCAAAGAGGCCUUGGCGGGAGCGGGGGCUGUUGCACGACUUGGGCCUGCGCCGUCCCGGUCUCCGGACUUCUUCCGGAAGGUGCUGUCUUGAAUGAUUCAAAUCUUCGUCAUCUUCGUAUCCGGGCCGGCGAUGGAGAUGUCGGCGGAGAUGAUGAGGUGCAUGACGAGGAAGGCGUAUGGCAAGCUCCGCUCAGUGGCGAUGGAGGCGCAAUCCGCCAUGUGGAUCAUCACGAAUUUCGCCCAAUUGAUGGAGGCGCCGUGGAUGAUGGCGUGAAUCGCCUUCAAGUCCUCGUUGAAGAGCGAGGUAUGGCUGCUAUCCCGGGGGCGGAGAAUCUGGGUGAUGAUGUAGAGGAGGAGGCGCUUGUCCGGUGGGGCCGAGUGGAUCAUCGGCGCGCCGCUGUGGCGGAUCAAGUUAGUGAUCCCAAGCUCACGAAUGACUACCGCCUCGUUGUUGAGGAUCCAAUUGUCGCCACCAUAAGUCGCGAUGUCGUCACCGCGGAUGGGCAGCCCUGUGACCCGAGCAAAGGUAGGCAAAUCAAUCUCUAUGUCGUAAAGAUUGAUGCUGCUGCGUAUGGUGUCCCCGUCACGGCGGAGAUUAGAGUAGAAGGCCCGGACGAAGGUGGGAUUGAAGCUCGAGCGGCUCUUGGAGACGAAUGGCCACAAACCCGACGCUUGGAGUUGGUUGUCGAGGUCGUGGUACCCUUUGUCUUGGGGAAACAACUCCGGGAGCACGUGAGGCGGAGAGAUCGGACGCUUGGCGAAGCUAGAGUCAUGUCGUCCUCUGAUAGCCAAAAUGUGUCCGGUCAGUCUUAUGGAUCAGGCUCUCAGCCCUCUUCCUCUUUCCACUCUGAAUCUUCUUCUCCCCCUGUCACUCCUUUGAUUCGCCGCCCCUCUCACCAGUCUAGCUCCCAGGCCCGGGAAAUAGUUGCCCAGGAGCCUACUCCUUUGAACCAAUUGCCCGGUCGAUUCAAUCCCAAGGUCCUCAGUUGGGACCAAUGGGAGGAACGACUGGGAUCACUGGGCUUCCUAGCCCUUGAUGUCAGACCGGUUUUCAAAGAGUCUUCUAGGGUCACAAAAAAGGUUCUGGCCGAGGUCCGUACCAUCCUCCCACCGGGCUACAAAGUCCUUUCCAAAACCACCUGGCCCAACAUCAUUGAACCCCACCAGGGAACCCGGUUGGGUUUCCAUGUUGCUUCCCUGGAGGGAGGUAUUAUUUUUCCUCUUCGCCCCUUCCUUAUUGAAAUCUGUAAGAAGUUUCAUGUUUUGCCCGGUCAACUUACUCCAAACGCUCACCGGUUCUUAAAUUGUUUUGUUAAUAUCUGUGAAAAUAUGAAAAUCAACCCUUCCCUUGAGCUUUUCCUCCACAUGUACGAAGUCUUUCCCGGGACUAGUAACUGCCCGGGCUUCGUCUAUUUCCAUUCCCGCAAUAAGAGGGGGUUUGUGACCGGUCUUCCCCCCAGCCAUAAGAGAUGGAAACAAAGAUUCGUUUUUAUUGAGUUUCCAUCUGACCAAUUUCCUUUCACUAACCCUGAGUGGGCUGACCGGGUAAUAAAACCUGAAAGGGUCCACCCGGAGCCUACCCCUGAGCUUGAGGAUGCCUGCGAGAAACUUCUCAAGGGUGAUCCUGUGACCAGUAAGCCAUACGCCUACGGUGGAUGGGUAUACCGGUUACCUAACCCGGAUGGGGAUGUGUCUGCGACCCAUGACGCAGGAGAUGACCGGGCCAAAUCCCCGGAUGGUCAUGCUAAGGGCAGUUCUCCUCAUCCAGACAUGAACUUCACCAGGAUGUCCACUCACUUCGAAGAAAAUGAUGAUGAUGUCCAAGUCCUCCACUCCAACUGGUCUCCCAAUCACAACCCUCCCUCCCCUCCUCAAAACCCUGGGAUGGAAGGGGCUUCAUCUGCCCGGUGCACUCCCCUUGACGAUCUCAUCCGAGAUAAGAAGGUGAAGUCCCCUUCGGCCACCCAUCUCUUCGAGGAUGACCGGGUUGACUCUCUCCAGGCCCAGGUCGAAUCCAAGUCUAAGGAGGCCGGCCAUUCUUCUUCCCGUGCCAAGGGCCACAAAAGGAAAGGGUCCCAAAAGAGCUCCAAGGGGGACAAGAAGAAGAAGUUCAGGCUAUCAGAUAGGGAGGGGGAGUCAAUCGAAGAAACCUUCCUAGCCCUGGCCAAAAAACUCAGCAAGGCCAGGGUCAUUUCAGAAGAGAUUGGCCAAAGUCUUUUGGAGCCAAAAGACCAGGUCUCCCAACUCACCCUCCUCCUUGAUUCUGCCAAGUUGGAGAUCAAUGACCGGGCAGAAAGGGAGAGGAGACUUGAGGAAGAGUUGAAGGAAGAAAGGGCCCGGUUUGCCCUUCUGGAGGAGGAAAGGAAGAGAAAGAUCGCCGAGCUCGAGGAUGCGCUGGGCCAGGCUGAAGAAUCUGCCCGGGCAAAGGAGGAGGCCUUUCCCUUUGAAGCUGCUGACUGGGUUGCGCGCCAUCACACGGAGGUUGCCCGGUCCCUUCUCACUACCCCGGAGGAAACCAUGGACUUUUUCAAAGUCAUGUAUCAAGAGCCGGAGGGGAAGAGGAUGAAAACGGAGAUAGGGUCUUAUGGAUUCCAGUGUGGCCAGAAAGAUGAGAGGUCUCUUCUUUAUGCCAGACUUCUGAAGAGGGAGCCUUCCUUUGACCCGGCAAGAUGAAGCUUGCAGUCCUCUACAAGGAAGAGCCAGCUCCCCCCUUUCCCUUAGAGUAGGUUAGGGUUUGAGUUCAGAAACUUUAAAUU
Molecule: messenger RNA, 3205 nt
Organism: Cuscuta campestris
Lineage: Eukaryota; Viridiplantae; Streptophyta; Magnoliopsida; Solanales; Convolvulaceae
Source: the annotation of a GenBank genome assembly